UGCAGCAGUAGUAAAGUUUCUCGACAAGAGGAGACUCGAGCUUAAGGUCACAAGGUUCGCGAUUAUAUUCGUCGGAGGCAAUUUUCCAUAAAACACGUAUCCCGCGCAGUAUCUCGUCUGAAGUUCAGGUUAUUAGUUGUUCAAUAACGUAAUUAAAGUUUACCUACGAAGAUUGAAAACAAGGUGCGAGAUGAGGGAUUUGAAUAAGCUUCCAAGUCAGCCUCUUAACUUGUUUGCUUCAAAUGGAGUUAACAAGAGUUACUCGAGCACUAGCAACAUUUCCGUCUCCUCGAUUUCUACGGGAGAUGAGUCAGUCUUUGACCCUUACUGCGUCGAGGGAAAUCCGCAAAAAAUCACCUUCGAAGACGUGACCUCAGCCGCGUUCAAAAUCAAGUCGGGGAUAAUCAACACACCAUGUGCGAGAUCCCGGCUCUCGGACUCCAUGGGCAUGGAGCUGUACCUGAAGAAGGACUUCCUGCAAACCACGGGAAGCUUCAAGGAGCGAGGCGCUCGCUACGCUUUGCUGAUGCUCUCCGACGAGCAGAAACGUAACGGAGUGAUAUCGGCCUCCCUGGGCAACCAUGCCUUGGCACUUUGCUACCAUGGGGCAAAACUUGGAAUACCGGUGACAGUCGUGAUGCCGGCUGUGGCGCCGAUCAUGAAAAUCGCGGCGUGCAAACAGCACGGCGCAACGGUCGUCGUCCAGGGUUCGGACAUGGGUGAGGCCAAGCAGAACGCCAUGCAGAUCGGCAAGGAAAAGGGCCUCGUCUACAUCAACGGCUACGACCAUCCGCACAUCAUGGCCGGUCAAGGAACAUUGGGAUUGGAGGUCGUGGAGCAGGUUCCAGAUAUCGAUGCCGUUGUCGUUCCCGUCGGAGGAGGAGGUCUCAUCGCCGGUGUUGCACUGGCGAUAAAAACCCUGCAUCCGCAUGUGAAAGUUAUAGGCGUCGAGUCCCACAGGUGCGCAAGUUUCACGGCAGCCCGGACAGCCGGUCGUCCAACUUACACACCGAUCGAAUCGACUCUAGCCGAUGGUCUGGCCGUUCCUAUGGUUGGCUACAACGCCUUCGUUACUGCCGAUCCGCUGAUUGACAAGCUAGUCGUCGUCAAGGAGGAGUGGAUCGCCAUAGCGAUCUUGAAGUUGGUCGAAAAUGAGAAGUGCAUAGUCGAGGGUGCCGGAGCUACGGGAUUGGCCGCCAUUCUCGCAGGACAGCUCGACGAACUGAAAGGAAAAAGAGUGGUCCUCCCCCUCUGCGGUGGCAACAUAGAUACGACGAUCCUGGGUAGGUGCCUGGAGCGUGGACUUGCCGCCGAGGGUCGCCUCCUCAAGUUUACAGUGACGGUGUCCGACCGUCCAGGAGGGAUCUCCGAGCUCUGCAAGAUGGUCGCCGACAUCGGGGUGUCCAUAAAAGACAUCAUGCACGAGCGGGCCUGGAUCAUGUCGGACAUAUUCAGCGUCGAGGUCAAGGUCGUAUGCGAGACCAGGGACGCCCAUCACGCCCGACAGCUACAGGAAAUGCUCUACAACAACUACAGGAGGGUUGUUUUUGGCAACAGUUCCGAAUUUUCAAACGGUGACGAUCAAUCCUUCACAGGAUGCUAGAUUGUAAACCAUUUAUGACGCUACCGCAUGAGAUUAAAUGCGUUCAAUCCGCGUUCAAACCGAAAUCAAGAUAAACCGUCGAUAGUUUUUGAAUCGCCUUGGACUGAAACGACAUUGAGGAGGUGUAUUAUCGAAAAAUGACUUGGCGUUGCGGCUGAAUUAUUUCUCUCGACGUUGACUCCAGAUGAUAUGUUCAACGCUUACUUUAACUAAAUGUGGAUAAAAGAGGGCAACUCGUUCAGUUGUGUGAACAUUGUAAUGUGUAACUUUUAUUUAUUCCUAUUUCUGAUCUUGUGGUUAUGGGCCAAACGUUUCUGUAUAUAUUAUACACUUAUCUAUAGUUCGCAUAGCUGUAACGAAAGAUAAAAUUGUUAAUCAAUAAUUCUGGGUAUUAUACAUGGGGUAUCUGGGUAAAAGUUUUGUUAAUAAAAAAUGUUUGAUUAGUA
This is a messenger RNA of Neodiprion virginianus, 2049 nucleotides long. RefSeq names its product L-threonine ammonia-lyase-like. The transcript has 6 exons. Gene Ontology annotation, molecular function: threonine deaminase activity; L-serine ammonia-lyase activity. Lineage: Eukaryota; Metazoa; Arthropoda; Insecta; Hymenoptera; Diprionidae. The record is from RefSeq and is a predicted model, not a curated record. Gene Ontology annotation, biological process: L-serine catabolic process; L-threonine catabolic process. The coding region runs from base 191 to 1603 and encodes 470 amino acids.